GCGGCGGGGGCUCGGCGAGAGCCCGGUGGUAUUUAUAAAUGACAGCUGCAUUGAGUUAAAAACAUUCUGUUUCAGCAUGGAUUUGAUUUGGAUGCUUCCUAUGUAUAUCUUCUCACUUGCAAGCUCCACCUCCUGAAAAUCAGACACACCCACACACCCCUUCCUUGUGUACUUUGAGUGGAAAUAAAACCCAAGAAGAGUCUGGUUGCAUCUUCUGUACACGAUACUGCGAUACAGCAGGCUUGCAUGAGUCAUGUGAUUGGAUGGGGUCAAUCUGGAGAGGUUACAAGCACUUUGGAGCUCAGCAUGUAUUUGCAUAUUUUCCAGUGAGAAGACCUUUUGCUUUCUAAUGUGAGAAGUGGAGGAACUACCAUUGAUUUCAAUACUAUAAUAUUGAUCAAAGUUAUUUUUGGCACUGGGAGGCUGAAUAUCCUUGCUCUUUCUGGAGACAUCAUAUGUAAGAAAUGUCUAAGGCUUUGUAAAACUGUUGCCCAGUAGACCAGAAGAUGGAGACACAGCUAGAUCCCAUGAAGGAUGACUUGCCCUUAAUGGCCAACACUAGCUACAUGCUUGUAAAGCACUAUAUAUUGGACUUGGAUGUGGAUUUUCAAAGUAAAGUUAUCGAAGGCACCAUAGUUCUAUUCUUUGAGCCUGGGAGCCGGUACAGGAAAACCAGCAGCACUGGCAAAGGCGGCUGCCAGUCACAGUUUGAUGAAACCAGUAAAAUGAGGGCAUCUGAACCCUACCACGUUCCUGAGACAAAUGUGAGUACCUCUUCAUUGGAAAUGGAAUAUAAUGAUUUUGCUGUCUGUGGUAAAGGUGAAGAAGAUACUUCUGAUAAAAACAGUAACCAUAGCAACGAAGAACAGGCUUCUGGGAUUUCUGGUUCAAAGGACUGCGGUGACAUAGAGAAUCAUGGGAACAAGGAUUUUCUGCUGGUAUUGGACUGCUGUGAUAUAUCCGUGCUAAAGGUUGAGGAGGUAGAUGUUGCUGCUGUAUCAGGCAUUGAAAAAUUCACAAGAUCUGCCAAGCUGACUGAUGUUUCAAAGGAGCUGAAGCAGCUCAGGAAUCAGAUUGUACAUGAACUUGUGACUUUACCUGCAGAUCGCUGGAAGGAACAGCUAUACUAUUUUACUCGCUGCAGCCGGGCACCUGGCUGUGGAGAGCUUCUGUUUACUACUGGCACUUGGAGCUUGGAGAUAAGGAAAUCAGGAAUUCAGACCCCAACAGACUUUCCUCAUGCAAUAAGAAUAUGGUACAAAACCAAACUGGAGGGAAGAUCUGUUACUUGGACUACAGACCAGAAUGGCAAGCCAUGUGUUUAUACGAUGGGAUCGCCAAUAAACAACAGAGCCCUUUUCCCAUGCCAAGAACCACCCGUUGCCUUGUCAACAUGGCAAGCCUCCGUCCGAACAGCUGCAGGCUUUGUUGUAUUAACGAGUGGCGAAAACUCAGCAGAACCGGUCCAGCUUCAAGAAGGUAUCUUGAGCUGGUACUACUAUGUGACUAUGCCAAUGCCAGCAUCCACCUUCACUAUUGCUGUGGGGUGCUGGCAGGAAGUUAAACAGCAGUCCUUUGCAGCUGCUAUCCAGACAAACAUUGAGUUUGCCUUGCCAUCUUCGCAAGCUGAUUUCAGAUGGCAUGAAGAAAUCUGUGGUCAUGUGGAAUAUCCCUGCCGUUUCCAAAAUCCUACUGCCAGGUUGCAGGCAGUCAUUCCUUAUAGACUCUUUGCUCCCUGGUGCCUUAUGGAACAUUGCGAAGAACAUUUGCUUCAGCUAAUUCCUCAGUGCCUCUCAGCUGCUUACACCACACUGGGUAUCCAUCCCUUUUCCAGGCUUGAUGUAUUGAUAGUUCCUUCCAACUUUUCCAGUCUGGGAAUGGCUAGCCCACACAUCAUUUUCCUGUCACAGAGCGUAUUACCGGGAGGGAGCCAUCUCUGUGGAACACGUCUGUGCCAUGAAAUUGCUCAUGCCUGGUUUGGACUGGCCAUUGGUGCUCGUGAUUGGACUGAAGAGUGGAUAAGUGAAGGGUUUGCCACCUUUUUAGAAGAUAUAUUUUGGGCUAGGGCACAACAGCUGUCACAUGAUGAAGUAAAAGGGCAGCAGGAAUUGAAAGCUUUACUUCGCUGGCGACGACUCAGAGAUGAGGUACAGAACUCUGAAGAAGAGCUGCAAGUUUUAAGGCCCAAAAAAGAGAGCACAGGAGAACUGAGUGAGUCUGGGGCAUCUGUUGUCAAACAUGGUCUUAAAGCAGAGAAAAACUUCAUGCAGGUUCACUAUUUGAAGGGUUAUUUCCUUUUGCGGUCCCUAGCAAGGAAAGUAGGAGAGGCUUCAUACCUUGCAUCUUUACGAAAAUUUGUCCAUAAGUUCCACGGGCAGCUUGUCCUUUCUCAGGAUUUUCUUUGCAUGCUGUUGGAAGACAUCCCUGAACAAAAAAAAGCUGGAUUAACUGUAGAAAGUAUCUUCCAGAAUUGGCUUGACACUUCUGGAAUACCAAAGCCUUUGCUGGAGGAGGGUGAGACUUGGAAGGAAUGUCAUCUCGUCCAGCAAGUGAGCGGCGAGGUCACAAAAUGGAUUCAGACAAACCAGAAGAUCAGAAAAAGUGGCAAAAAGAAAAGAAAGCAGAUUGAAGUCGAUUUCCAAAAGGACAGAAUAAAAAUCCCUUGUGACUCAACAAAUCUGCUAUGGAAAAGAGUUACUUCUGAAGACUAUUAUCUUCUCCCUGACCAGCUGGUCUUACUUCUGGAGUCUCUCUUGGAGGAGAAGUCGUUGUGUCCUAGAAUACUGCAGCUCUUAGAGAAAAAGUACCGGCUCCAGGAGCAGGAUGCUGAGGUUCGUCAUCGAUGGUGUGAACUUGUUGUUAAACACAAGUAUGUGCCUGGGUAUAGAGAUGUUGAGAAAUUUCUCAGAGAAGAUCAGGCAAUGGGUGUGUAUCUCUAUGGUGAAUUAAUGCUGAAUGAAGAUGGGAAACAACAAGAACUUGCACGUAAAUGCUUUGCUGCAGCACAGGAGCAAAUGGAUGCAUCCUCAGCCAAACUGGUGGCAGAGAUGUUAUUCUGAAGAGGAAAGAUCACAGAGAAACUCUCUUAAUAUAUCUCCUACUAAACCCCAGUGGUACUAGGAUUUCAUUGACCCAAGACAUCAAAGGAAGGAUUAUAUGACUGCUAAAACAAUCAGAUGACAGAAACAUUUACCUCUCGGUAUUUACCUCUUCCAGAGGCGCGCACACACACACGUUACUGUGGCUCUAGGUAGUUCUUUAAUACAAGAAAUUUGGGGGUUAUCCUUGCUUUUUGGCGAUACAAGCGUUCCUGUUUGCAGAUGCCAAGGACUCUUGAUUUGAAUGAUUUCAUGCACUCCAGUAACUUGGCCAACAUUAGCAGUCUCUGAAAUUUGAUUGAACUGUAUUCUGUACUUAAAAUUUUGUUUGCAAAUUCUAAGCCAAAUUAAAAAGCCAAUACAAAAUUAGCAGGAUCUGGAGUGAUGCUGGGGAGGUGAAUGGGAAGCUGAAAUAAUCUGUGAAAAGUGACCAGCCAUCAUCCUGGUGAUGAGAUGGGACUGAAGGAAAAACAAAUGUCAGCAUUCUCUCUCUGUCUUGUUUAAGUUAACUUUUACCAGAAAUGCCAGACCUUCCAUUCCCUGAAAAUAUUUUCCAUACCCCUGUGCUGCUCCUUUUGCACAGUGACAUGUCAAGUGUAGCCCUUCUUUCCUAGGAAUGUACUGCUCCACUCAUCAGAAGACAUCUCAAUUGUUCCUUUCAGAGAGAAAGAAUUUAAGCACAAAAAUUUACCUUGUACACUAUUGUUUUACAUCAAAUGCUAUUGUAAAAAUAAGUAUUUAUUUCAAGUAUGUGUAGUCUCUCCAUUGCACAGUGGUUCAACUUUACGAACUCAGUAAAAAAGAAUGCCCCCAUUUCUGCUUUUCUGUAGGAGAGAAGCAGCUGAAAGUUGUUACUUAAUGGAUAUUAACAAGAAAAAUUAAAUGUGCUCAUUACUUUUUUUUAAAGUUCUUGUGCUCGAAAUCUAACGUAAGAGCCUGCCUCAACAGUGACUUCAGUCUAAAGAGUACAGUCCUCUUUACCUCCCUACAUUUUCUGACCUCCCCCUUUCCAGGCACACACUGUCAAUACCUGAAUUAUGGGACACUCAGCAAUUUCUUUCAAAUGCAGCAAGAGUUAGGAAAUUGUCCAAGAAUGCGCUGAGAUACAGUAGAAGUCAUUGCAGUAGUUAUGCUCACAGAUGUAGAUAUUAAGGGAUCCCAUUCAUAAAAGAGUUACGCUUCAUUUCACAGGUUUUUCUGCAAAGGCCAGCAAAGGAAACCAUCUUGCUUUUUUGCCUUUUCCAUUGUGUAAGCUGGAUAAGGCUCUUGCACAAGACACCCAGAAAUUAAAUAUGUUGUAAGCAUGUUCAUAGCCAGUACUGCUAAAACUACAUGGCAGGUAAGACAUUCCACACAUUUGCAAAUAUCGCCAAAUUUUUGUUCUUUCAAAACAAUCUACUUAAUUAUUUUUUUAAUACUGAGCACAGCAGUAGUUUAUUUUGCUUGCUACAGCUGUUCAGUCUGUCUCAGCAGUAUUAACAUGAGCAUGAACUUGAACACUGAUUUCCCUCACAACAGCUUUGUGAUCCAUCGUGCAUUGUAGCAACUGAAAAAAUGAACAGAAAAUAAUUCACUAACACCAAAUAACCUAAAAAAUGGUGGCAGCUCUGACCCUGUAUCUGGGAUUGUAUGGCCUUUUGUUGCUGAUCCAAGCACUGAUAAAUAGUGAGGCUCCAGAUUAAGAAGGAAGCUACAGGUGGCUUCAAAUAAAUUAUUGUCACCAUAACUCAUCAGAAGUAAGAGAGGAGUCUCCUGUAUGUAUUUUAUAGUAGCUUCAAUAACACUCACUAUAUAAGUAUGUAAAAAAAAAAAACAAAAAAACACCUCUGGGGGUGAGCCAUAUGAAGUGUCAUUUAAUUAUUUAAGUUUUUUAUAUAGGCCCUAGUGACAGCCUAGCAGAAAAAAAAAAAACCCACCAAAUUUUUUUUUUUUUACUCAAGAUUCUCCCAAGGUGGGUGUUUCCAUAUUAAUUUUCUGAAAGGAAGAAGUUGUAGAUUCUAAUUGUAGUAAAUAAAAGCAAACAACAAAAAA
Messenger RNA from Grus americana (Whooping crane), 5129 nucleotides. RefSeq names its product aminopeptidase O (putative) (gene AOPEP). NCBI's taxonomy places the organism in Eukaryota, Metazoa, Chordata, Aves, Gruiformes, Gruidae. The record is from RefSeq and is a predicted model, not a curated record. Gene Ontology annotation, cellular component: nucleolus. Gene Ontology annotation, molecular function: zinc ion binding; metalloaminopeptidase activity. Bases 507 to 3059 code for a protein of 850 amino acids. The transcript is spliced from 22 exons.